CUGCUUUGCGAGGUGAUUGACUGGAUUCUAGCGGUAUUCUAUCCCGUCUACUUCCAUUCAUCAUCGCUUCUUGUACGCCUAUUGCCGUUCAUUAUUGGAUUCAUAUUUUGCACAGCUGUUGUUACUGGACUGAUCAUUAUUGAUGCCAACACUGAAGCAAUGCCAUGUGUAUCAUCACGGACAGAUACGGCCGUUUUCUUCACGUAUGACAUUUCGCUUGCUUUGGCAACUAUCUGUAUGGUAGCAUUUGUAGGUCUAUUGGCUAGGAAACUGAAUAGUUCACUGUAUAAACCUGUUUUGUUCCAUUUCGUCUCGACUUUGAUCUUGAUAGAGAUUCCGCUGCUGGUAUUGAUUGUGUUAAAAGACGUUGGUAACAGCAAAUCUGUCGUUACGGCUGCCGACGUUACCAGUCUACUUGUUGUAGCACAUGCGAUUUUCCAUUCCGGAUUUUUUAUAUAUAACCAUGAAGAUUAUCGAGUAAGUAAGCAAACGGUAUUGUGA
Angiostrongylus costaricensis is the source of this 501-nucleotide messenger RNA. NCBI's taxonomy places the organism in Eukaryota, Metazoa, Nematoda, Chromadorea, Rhabditida, Metastrongylidae. The record is from the annotation of a GenBank genome assembly.